This is a messenger RNA of Pseudophryne corroboree (corroboree frog), 1676 nucleotides long. RefSeq names its product retinitis pigmentosa 1-like 1 protein. The record is from RefSeq and is a predicted model, not a curated record. The transcript has 6 exons. Bases 234 to 1676 code for a protein of 480 amino acids. Lineage: Eukaryota; Metazoa; Chordata; Amphibia; Anura; Myobatrachidae.
AGGAGCAGAGAGCAGCCAUUGCUGUGUCUGGCAGCAGGCAUUCCAGCUGUGAGGAGCCAGAGUCUUUAUUGCAAGUUGUAUGUUCUGUAUUCUAUCUGAUUCCCAGAGGAUGGAAAAGGACAGGGGGUCACAGGACUGAAAGGAUAAUUAAUAUUACCCUGGAGAUCAUCUACCUGCUGACUGGGGAGGAGGGGGAGUAUAUAGAGGAACACAGGGGUCUGUACAAGGACGUGAUGAUGGAGAAUCACCGGCCCCUCACAUCACUGGAUGGGCCCAGUAACAGAGAUACCCCAGAGAGAUGUCCCCGUCCGCUGUAUUCCCAGGAUUGUACAGAGGAGAAUCACAGGAUCCCACAGGAGGAUCAGGGUGACGCCCAAUUAAAUAAUAUUAAAGUCAAAGAUAUAGAGGUAGAAGAAGAGACGUAUGUGACUGAUAUAAAGGCAGAAGAUAUAGAGGGAGAAGAAGAGACGUAUGUGACUGAUAUAAAGGCAGAAGAUACAGAGGGAGAAGAAGUGACGUAUGUGACUGAUAUAAAGGCAGAAGAUAUAGAGGGAGAAGAAGAGACGUAUGUGACUGAUAUACAGGCAGAAGAUAUAGAGGGAGAAGAAGAGACGUAUGUGACUGAUAUAAAGGCAGAAGAUAUAGAGGGAGAAAAAGAGACGUAUGUGACUGAUAUAAAGGCAGAAGAUAUAGAGGGAGAAGAAGAGACGUAUGUGACUGAUAUAAAGGCAGAAGAUAUAGAUGGAGAAAAAGAGACGUAUGUGACUGAUAUAAAGGCAGAAGAUAUAGAGGGAGAAGAAGAGACGUAUGUGACUGAUAUAAAGGCAGAAGAUAUAGAGGGAGAAGAAGAGACGUAUGUGACUGAUAUAAAGGCAGAAGAUACAGAGGGAGAAGAAGAGACGUAUGUGACUGAUAUAAAGACAGAAGAUACAUUGGGAGAAAAAGAGACGUAUGUGACUGAUAUAAAGGCAGAAGAUAUAGAGGGAGAAGAAGAGACGUAUGUGACUGAUAGAGAGACAGAAGAUAUAGAGGGAGAAGAAGAGACGUAUGUGACUGAUAUAAAGGCAGAAGAUAUAGAGGGAGAAGAAGAGACGUAUGUGACUGAUAUAAAGGCAGAAGAUAUAGAGGAAGAAGAAGAGACGUAUGUGACUGAUAUAAAGGCAGAAGAUAUAGAUGGAGAAGAAGAGACGUAUGUGACUGAUAUAAAGACAGAAGAUACAUUGGGAGAAAAAGAGACGUAUGUGACUGAUAUAAAGGCAGAAGAUAUAGAGGGAGAAGAAGAGACGUAUGUGACUGAUAUAAAGGCAGAAGAUAUAGAGGAAGAAGAAGAGACGUAUGUGACUGAUAUAAAGGCAGAAGAUAUAGAUGGAGAAGAAGAGACGUAUGUGACUGAUAUAAAGGCAGAAGAUAUAGAGGGAGAAGAAGAGACGUAUGUGAGGGGUGAUCAGCAGUGUAAAGAGGAGGAGAUCCCUACAGAUAUCAACGGAAGCCUGGAGUGGAGCGGAUACCGGACGGCACCCACCCGCCACAUACGGGCCUCCCGCCAGGACCUAGCUGCCUUCCCUGCACCCAUCGGGACCCGCCGUCGAGACGAGGACACGGACUACUUUGCAACGGUGAGUCCGCUCCAUAGCCGGAGCCCGCCAUGUGACCGCUACGCCAACCGCCCUUACUAA